GGAAAGUGCACAAGAAGGCACGGUCGGCAACCCCGGUUCGAAGAUAUGCCGACUACGGGCAUGAUUUCGCGCGAGAUGCAGCGAACCGUUCGCGACUAACGAACCUCGCAAGAGAUGCACCGACGCCAUGUCCUCUUCUGGAGGUGCUUUUAGGGCUCCCCUCACUUCGCAGUAUGAAUACAAGACAGAACCCUACCUUGCGCUUUCAAUCUCGGCCGAAUCAAACAGAAUUAACUUCUCAUCCCUUGUUGUAGAGCGAGUCGUUGAACGUCUCAUGAUCAACGCCAGUAAGUUUGCACUCGGAACCUCUCACUGUACUCGCCACGAUCUGCCGUUGUUCCCCAUGGCACAUACCCCGGGCUGGGGUGUGGAGAAGGGUGGACUAGACCAUGCAUGUGUAUAUAAGGACCUGUAGAUCCUUCCCCAGGACUCAGAAAAAACAGCAUCUUCGCGACCGACUCAUCGAUCAGUCAUCAUGGGCAAAGCAACUGUCAUCUUGUCGAGUGCCUUCCUCGCCAUCGGAGGUUUCCUUUUUGGUUAUGAUUCCGGUAUCAUCGGAGGAGUCAUUUCCUUCCCCCAGUUCAUCGAAUACUUCAACGACCCAAACAGCACGGUCACUGGUGGCAUUGUGUCCACAUUCCAAGGCGGUGCUGUUCUUGGCACGAUUAUCAACAUGGUCAUCGCCGACCGUCUGGGCAGAAAGAGGACCAUUGCUGCAGGCUCCAUUGUCUCCUUGAUCGGUUGUGUUCUCCAAGCCGCAGCUGUCAACAUGGCCAUGCUUAUGGUUGGAAGAUUUGUCGCCGGAGCUGCUGUUGGCAUGCUUACCUCUACUAUCCCCAUGUAUGCUGCUGAGAUUUCCGAGUCCAAGUACAGAGGCGCCCUCUCUGGUGCUCUCCAAUGGUUCUUGUCUUGGGGUUUCUUCGCUGCUCAGUGGAUUGGAUAUGGAUGCCAGCACGUCAAGGGACCCUUUUCAUGGCGUUUCCCUCUUGCUUUCCAGUGCAUUCCCGCCGUCAUUCUGGUUUCUGGUAUCUGGUUCCUGCAAGAGAGUCCUCGCUGGCUGUGCGAGAAAGACAGAUGGGAAGAGGCCAGAGCUGUUCUGCAAAAGCUCCACCACGACGGAACUGCAGAGACUGAUCAGCGUAUCGAGCUCGAAUUCCGUGAGAUCAGGGAUGUAAUCGAAGCGGAUCGCAUCAACAACUCGACCUCUGUCAGCACAAUCUUCACCAAGGCCAGCUGGCGCAAGCGUCUCCUUCUCGGAUGUGGUGUCCAAGCCUUUGGACCUCUCAGUGGCAUCAAUGUCAUCAACUACUACGGACCUGAGAUUUACAAGAUCCUUGGUAUCGACAACUCCACCUCGCUAAUGAUUAUCGGUAUCAGUGGAUCAUUGUCCAUUGUCUAUUGUACCAUUGGUCUAUGGGCACUCGAGCGUUUCGGUCGUGUCAAGCCUCUUAUUAUCUCCGCUGCAGGUCUCGGAGCCGCUCUUGUUUGUAACGCCGCUAUGUCUCAGCACCUGAAUCCUAGUAACGGCAACAUGCUUCGUGCUAUGGUAGCCAUGAACUUUGUCUUCUCUCUCUUCUACACUCCGUUGGGUAUCAUCUCGUGGGUCUACCCUGCCGAGAUCUUCCCUGUUGAGGUUAGAGCCUUCGGAAAUGCCACUACCACAUUCACCAACUGGACACUCAACCUCAUCUUCGCACAAUUCACUCCUCAGGCACUCGACUCGAUUGGCUUCCGCUACUUCUACGUCUUCUUUGUGUUCAACAUCAUUGCCAUGCUUUGCUACAUCUUCUUCUACCCUGAAACCAAGGGCAAGACUCUGGAGCAGAUGGAUGAGUUGUUCGGUGACCAGUUGGUACCCCAUGCUCUUGAGGAUCCCAAGGGCGCUGCUAUCGCCAUGGAGAAGAAUGGCACUGAGACGCACGAGGAGGUUGUCAAGUACUAA
Messenger RNA from Aureobasidium pullulans EXF-150, 1942 nucleotides. RefSeq names its product general substrate transporter. NCBI's taxonomy places the organism in Eukaryota, Fungi, Ascomycota, Dothideomycetes, Dothideales, Saccotheciaceae. Gene Ontology annotation, molecular function: carbohydrate:proton symporter activity. Bases 476 to 1942 code for a protein of 488 amino acids. Gene Ontology annotation, cellular component: membrane. The record is from RefSeq and is a predicted model, not a curated record. Gene Ontology annotation, biological process: carbohydrate transport; transmembrane transport. The transcript is spliced from 4 exons.